GGCACAGUAACGACCCUGAUAGGCGGACUCGCGAGGGCGACAGUCCGCGUCGAAGGACACUGCGAGCCCGGCCUGAGCGCCUUUGCGCGCGACGUGCUCCGGACGCGCGGCAAACGCGAGGUCCGGGCUUUAGGCGAUCUCGCCGAUUGGGCGCAGUACGCCUGGGCCGAGUGCAGCGGCGAGGUGCACCAACUGCCGGCCGAGAUGCCGGACCACGACGACCUCGACAUCCCCGGCGUGGAACUGUUGGAGAGGGUCUGGCCCUCACUUGUAGCUGCACAGAGCAGCCCACACACCGCCAAAAAGCUGGGAACUAGGGAGAGCAUUUUGGGUGUUUUCAACGCCAACCUCCAUCGGCUCUGA
This is a messenger RNA of Gregarina niphandrodes, 363 nucleotides long. RefSeq lists its product as hypothetical. NCBI's taxonomy places the organism in Eukaryota, Apicomplexa, Conoidasida, Eugregarinorida, Gregarinidae. The record is from RefSeq and is a predicted model, not a curated record. The annotation marks the transcript as partial. The transcript has a single exon.